This is a messenger RNA of Pseudonaja textilis, 599 nucleotides long. It is a transcript of the gene SELENOM, whose product is annotated as selenoprotein M. The record is from RefSeq and is a predicted model, not a curated record. Gene Ontology annotation, molecular function: oxidoreductase activity. Lineage: Eukaryota; Metazoa; Chordata; Lepidosauria; Squamata; Elapidae. Gene Ontology annotation, cellular component: endoplasmic reticulum lumen.
CGGCGAAGGCGGCUCCGUAAAAAGCGAAGCGCGCCCGGCUCGGCUCGACUCAGCAUCGGGAUGGGGCCGCUCCUGCCGCUGUUGCUGGGGCUCCUCUCGGCCGUGGCGCCGCUGCGCGCCGUGCAAAUCGACCGGAGCCGCUUGCAGUGGUUGGCCCGCGGGAAGGUGGAGAGCUGCGGAGGAUGACGUUUGAACCGCCUGCCAGAGGUAAAGGCCUUUAUCAACGAAGACCUGCCCUUGUACCACAACAUGGACCUGAAAUACCUGGCUGGAGCGGACCCUGAACUGAUCCUACUCAACAUUCAAUUCGAAGAGCUCCAGAGAAUCCCCUUGAGUGACAUGUCCCGGGAUGAGAUCAACCAACUGUUACAAGAAUUGGGAUUCUACCGGAAAGAAAAACCGGAGUCUCCUGUUCCCGAGGCCUUCCAGAUGGCGCCCGCCAAUUCCCUGCCACCGGAUGUGGAAGCCAUGAAGAAGAGGAAGAAGAAGAAGGGGGCUGGGGGCUCAGACCUAUAGAAUCCGAUGUGCUCGGUUGGUGUUUUGUGAGGGGCGCCUCUUGGAAGGGAGGAGACCUCGCUCGGGGCCUUCAAAGUAUCUAG